ACGGCACCAUCCUUUCCCUCCGCUUCUCCAUCCACGGUGUUGAUCAGGUCAGACUAGAUAAGAUCAGAUCAAAAUGCCGGUGUGUUUUCUGUUGCAUGUCCCCAUUCCAGCAGGAACGGCUGUUCUUUCUUCUUUCGUUUCCCGUCUGUUGUUCAGACUAGGAAUGGCUGGCUCAGACUGAUCAGUUGGAAGAAAAAGGAGGAGGAGGAGGAGGAACGGAGACUAGCGUGGCUCGCGGCUUUGAGACAAAAAUAUCCCCCGAAGAGAGAGAGAGAGUGUGUGUGUUCGCUCCUUCCAAUUCGUCGAUAAGAAGCUAAGGGAGCUGAACCCUGACCCGGAGCUCUACCUGGGCUCGACCGACCUUCUCCAAAGAAAAGGAGAAAGAUAGUCCAUGCGACUGUGUGAGUCAGACGGCUACUUCCAGCAGCAGCAGCGUUAACAUGAACCCACACGUUGAAGAUGGACCUCACUGCUCGGUGGACUUAACUUGGUCUGUCUCUGACCGGACCAGCAUCUCAAGAUCUGCGCAUCCCCCUGGCCAACAGAUGUGCUCAGUCCAUACACAGUGGGAGGACCCUGCACAACAGGAUCACAGCUAUUGCCAGACGGCCCGCGGAAAAGAUGUGCGGGAUAUGAUCACCCAGUGUGAUGAGUUUGGCUACUUCAUGCUUCAGAACGACGCAGAUGCUUUGCUCUACACAGGCCUCAACCCCCUUUCCUCCCUCCGUCUCAUCGUCCCUCCUCUGCAGCUUGUGUCUGCGGCUCUGUGGGAGAUAGUGAAGCAGGGAGCUGUGGUGCACUAUGGUCUGCUGGAGGAGUUCAUCAGCACAGUGCUGGAGACAGUCCCUGAACUGCUCACUGACACAGAAAGAGUCCAGCUAGUUAUGGGUCUACGUGCAAAGGUGGUGCUCGAGUUAUGCCACAGUGAUGAUCUUACGAACCUUCAGGCCAUCCAGUCUCAUUUGAGCAGAAUAAACACCUACAUUAAAAACCAGGACAACAAGAAUACUAGCUCUGAGGUGGAAGCAUCAGUAACAAACUUCCUGGAGCUGGUUAACACUCUAAAGGAUGAUCAGUGCCAGAGGGAUAUCUUUUAUCAGAAAAUCUUCCCAACAGUGUUCGGCACUGAAUACGACUCUGCCCUACAGGCUCUGAUGAGGAAAUUCCUCCUCAGUCUACACAAGCUGCUGCCUGUUCCAAACCUAGAACAAACUUCACUGUGGCUCAGUCAAUCCCCCUCUGUCUUGAAAGAGUGUGUUGACUUCUUGAAUCAACCUGAGCCCCUGAAUACACUUAUUCAGCAUCACAAACAUCAUGGGCACAAUGUUCUACAAGCUUCGCCUUUCUCAGCUGAUGAUUGCAUCCUUUCCAGCCUGUCUUAUCGCCUACCAAAGGUGGAAAAUGACGAAGGAGACACACAGUUAAAAUCUGAACUGUCGUGUGUCUCACAAGACUUGCAGAUAGAUAACUUGCUUGCCAGUGAGUCAGAAAAUAUUAAAAAAGAAAACUUGAUUGAGAUUAAAUCUGAAUUGUCAUGUGUCUCACAGGACUCGCAGAUAGAUAACUUGCUUGCCAGUGAGUCAGAAAAUAUUAAAAAAGAAAACUGUAUGGAGAUUAAAUCAGAAUUAAUGUGGAACAUAGAAAUAAAUGGACAACAACAUGCUAAUGAUGUGGCUGAAGACCAGGGGGCCUCUAUUGAAGUAAUACUUCAGCCUUUUGAUGAAAGUGAGUCGUACAACCAUGUGAAAACUGGCAGUCGGAAAUCCUCCAAAACCUUCAAGUGUCUCAUUUGUGGCAAAGAUUUUGGUUCCCUUACCAAACUAAAGAGGCACAAGACUAUCCAUCAUGAUGGCUUGACAAACAAAAGGAGUCAGUCAAAUUCUGCGACCCACAAAAUACAUGCAGAAGUCAAACCAGAGACUUGUAUUGAAGCUGAGCGUCCACCACUGGCAAGUGCCACAACACGUAGCCCUCCAAAUUUGACUAGACUUCCAGACUUUGAGCAGUCUGAUGCUAACUGUGAUCUUGUUUGUCAUCUUUGUGGCAAAGUUUACACUUAUCAAAAGAACUUUGACAAACACCAGAAGUUUUGCGUGGUCCGUAAUAAACAACAAGCAGAGACGGACCAACAGUGUUCCACAAGCUUAGCUCAUCUCUCCAAACUAAACCCUGCUGAUACAGCCACAGAGUCUCCCCCCAGUGAAACGGAAACUGAGCCUUCACAUGUUGUUCCCCAGGAAUCUUUAGAAUCACCUCAACAGCAAACAUGUAAAAGGAGCAGUCGUGUUAAACAAUGCUCCGUAUGUCGAGAAGUCUUUAGCUGUUCUGCUGACUUGAUGAGUCACAUGAGAUGCCACAUUGAACAAAAAGACUCUGACAACUUCAAAGACUACGAGACACAUCAAGAAGAUAAAUGCAGAGUUUCACAGCAACAUUCACAGGACAAUCCCCUCAGCAACACAAAGAAAAGCAAACAGGAGAAUCCAGUUGUUUCAAGUGGUAGAAGUCACGUCCCACUAAUCACAGAUGGACCUGCCAACUCUCAGGCUGUGAAGCCAUGUAAAUCAACAGUGAAGUGUCAGGAAUGUGAGCAGGUUUUUACCUACCAUAAGAGCUUUGAGAAGCACCAGAGUAAAUGUUCCAUCAAAGGUCCUCAAAGGACAAAGCAAACAAAAACAAAUUUCUCUAUUAUCAUUGGGUGUGAUUUCCAAUCAGCUGACAAUACCAGCAGGAGCCGUGAUGAGACAAGUUCUGGAACUGCAAAACCUACAAUCUCAGCAGAUGAUGCAAACACUUCCCAGGCAAAAACUCGCACCUUUAAAUGCAACAUGUGUGAUAAGAACUUUUCAAAAAUUUCCCAGAUGAAAGAACAUUAUUCCAAGUCACAUAAAGUCACUGAGUCAUACCCAUGCACUUUGUGCAAGAGAACUUUUGUGAGGAUGUCUGAAUUGGUUAGACAUCAGCAAAAUAUGAAGUUGUACCAGUGCGUCACCUGCAAGAAAUGUUUCUCGAAAUCUAGACUAAAAGAUCAUGAAAAAAUACACGAUGCGUGUGUAACACCAAAUAUUUGUGAAACAUGCGGGCAAAGCUUCAGAUUACAUGCUUAUCUGGUUUUGCACCAGAGAAAGCACAGAGACAAGCAGCCUAAUGUUUGUUCCCACUGUGGAAAACACUAUAGUACAAAAUAUGGCCUGAAAGCCCACAUGGUGAGGCACACAGGUGGUUAUCCAUGCCCAGUGUGCGGAAAGAAAUUCUAUCAAAAAAUAUAUCUGAGAUGGCAUUUGUACAAACACACAGGGAAAGAGCCGUACCUCUGCGACACCUGUGGGAAAGGUUGGCCGACUGCAGCUCAGCUCAAGUGUCACAUGGUUCACCAUCAAGAGGAAAGGCCGUUCAAGUGUGAAGACUGUGGUCAUUGUUACAAGAGGCAAUCCAAUUUGAUCGCUCACCGUAGAGCUGUACAUAUCCGGCUGCGUCCAUUCUCGUGUGAGGUUUGCAACAAAGGCUUUAGAUUAAACAAGGAGCUUAGACAACACAUGAGGGUUCAUACAGGGGAGCGGCCAUUCAUGUGUACAAGGUGUGGCAAAAAGUUCAAGAGAAAAGUUCACCUUCAGCAACACAGCAAAAAUGCAUGUCGGUAACUUGAUACUUUUUGUGACAGGAAGAUGAAAAAGGACCCACAAUUAUUUGAUUGAAAGUGAGUAACAUUGAACCUCUCUUUACAGUGCAGUGUUCUGCAUGGAAACCUUUGAGUCCUUACAUUAAUAUGAAUGCCACUUGACGAGCACAAUCCACCCAAACAGUAGGCGCGUUCAAGUUGAACUCCAGCUGAUCUCCUCUUUCAACAGCGAGGUCAGCUGGUGACUGCAGGGGCACGGGGAUACAAACGCUGCUAUGAAGUUGGACACUGUGCAUGUGACGGGAACAGAAAGGGCCAGUAAGAGUUGAGUGUACAGAUAACACUUGAGUUGGACCUGUGUUGUCUGCAUGCAAGACAGCAGUUAACCACUUCUCAUCACCACAAGUAAGGUGACAGAACUGAGCAAUUUAUUGACAGCAUCAUCAUCACAUAAUUGUAACACUACGUUUUUUUGUUUGUUUUUUAAAAAUAUACUUAUAUUGCACUAAUGCCUUGUAUUUUUUACUUGUUUUUCUUACUCUGUGUUGUGUGAAUAACCGGAUGCUGCUAAAAUUUUGUUGUACACUGCAAUGACAAUAAAAGGACUCUGAUUCUCAGCUUUCAGGGUUGUUGCAUUA
Messenger RNA from Acanthopagrus latus (yellowfin seabream), 4257 nucleotides. Its product is annotated as zinc finger protein 658B-like. Gene Ontology annotation, biological process: regulation of transcription by RNA polymerase II. The transcript has 9 exons. The coding region runs from base 441 to 3641 and encodes 1066 amino acids. Lineage: Eukaryota; Metazoa; Chordata; Actinopteri; Spariformes; Sparidae. Gene Ontology annotation, molecular function: RNA polymerase II cis-regulatory region sequence-specific DNA binding; DNA-binding transcription factor activity, RNA polymerase II-specific. The record is from RefSeq and is a predicted model, not a curated record.